Messenger RNA from Cololabis saira (Pacific saury), 2628 nucleotides. RefSeq names its product ankyrin repeat and SOCS box containing 1 (gene asb1). Bases 38 to 1102 code for a protein of 354 amino acids. Lineage: Eukaryota; Metazoa; Chordata; Actinopteri; Beloniformes; Belonidae. Gene Ontology annotation, molecular function: protein binding. The record is from RefSeq and is a predicted model, not a curated record. The transcript is spliced from 5 exons. Gene Ontology annotation, biological process: protein ubiquitination; intracellular signal transduction. Gene Ontology annotation, cellular component: ubiquitin ligase complex.
CUGUCCUGUGUUUCGGGCGGGCUGACCUUCCAGGAGCAUGGCUGACGGCCCCGAGGCUGCUGAGGACGAGCCGGCCAGCGUGGGAGUCCCCCCACUCAUCACCGUGUCUGCUCUGCCCAGCACUGCUGCAGGUAAACAUGCUGCAGGUCGUAACCUGAAAGAGUGGCUCCAGGAGCAGUUCUGUGACAAACCUCUGGAGCAGGAUGACAUGCGACUCCAUAACGCAGCGUACGUGGGUGAUCUGGACACCCUCAGCAACCUGCUGCAGGAGGAUGGCUUCAGGCGGCGUAUCAACGAGAAGUCGGUGUGGUGCUGCGGCUGCCUGCCCUGCACGCCUCUCCGGAUCGCAGCCACAGCCGGACACGCUGCAUGCGUGGCCUAUCUGAUUUCUCAGGGAGCCAAGGUGGACCUAGUGGAUGUCAAAGGUCAAACGGCCCUCUACGUCGCGGUGGUUAAUGGUCACCUCGACUGCGUCCGGAUCCUCCUGGAAGCUGGAGCGGAUCCCAACGGGAGCCGCCACCACCGCAGCACCCCGCUGUACCACGCCGCUCGCGUGGGGAGGACGGACGUCGUGCAGGAGCUCAUCCGAUUCAAUGCUGACGUUGACAUGGAUCACCAACUGGGUCCUCGGCUCCUGCUGAGCGCUCGCACCCUCAACACCCUGGUGGUGUGUCCUCUCUACAUCAGCGCCGCCUACCACCACCUGGAGUGUUUCCGGCUGCUGCUCCGAGCCGGCGCGCAGCCCGACUUCAACUAUACGGGCCCCGUCUGCCAGGAGGCUCUGACCCGAGGCCUGGCAUCCUGCUUGCUGGACGCAGUGCUGCGGCACGGGUGCGAGGUGGCCUUCAUCAACCUGCUGCUGGACCACGGGGCCAACCCGGCCCUCAUGCCCUCCGACCAGUCUGAGCUGGAGGCCCCAAACCGGAGGAGGGUGGAUCCAGAGGCGCUCAGAGUCUUCCUGGAGGCCAAGAGAAACCCUCGUCGGCUGACACACUUGUGUCGCAUCAGGAUCCGGAGGGCGAUGGGUAAACGCCGUCUGAACCGAAUAUCCUCACUACCGCUACCAGAACCUAUCAAGAACUUCUUGCUUCACCAAAACUGACCACCUUCUUGUCUUGUAAAUUCUCAUCCAAUCGUAUCUUUGAAAAGAAAGAAAAGAAAAAAACCUCAGUAUGUCCUAAAGACAAGUUGCUAUGUAGUUAUUAUUUUUUAAUAAUAAACAUGUUUGUUUUCCAGAUAUUUGGACGUUAGCAGUUAUUCUCUUUCCUCCAUGAUUCUGUAAAAAUGACUUGAAAUGCUUCACAACUCAUCAGAGAAGCCUUUGGCAUGUCACAACUUGUGAAGCUGUAUCUGUAUCGUACAGUAAAUGUUUGCCCAGAGCAGCAGGAUGUGUUCUGGUCCUACAUCAGGUAGCCCUUUAUGAUUCACAUGUCGCUUCAACAUACCGUUAAGUGAAUGUGUCAUGUACAGCAAAGGAAUGUCCCGAUCAAGCUCCUUACUUUGCUCUUUUAUGAUUUAUGCAAGUCUUGUUUUUAAGCUGUCUGUGCUGGCAGAUGUGCAACCUAGUAUUCUUAAAUUUGUACUGCAAUCGAGUUAUACUUCAAUACUUUGAUGACAGAUGCUUCACCAGCCACCUGUUAAGUAUCAUGAGUAAGUGUCUGCUCUUUUUCAAAUGGUUUCUGCUGUGGACUUUGCAGAUGAUUCUGUUUAACAAGCCAUCUGUUGCAUCCCACUACGUUUGAUUUUCAUAGAUCAAGGAGUUUUAUAUCCAAAGAUGCUGUGGCCCCCUCAAAAAAUGGAUAUAAGAAAUGAAAUAUGACUUUAUUGAUGGCCUAUUUCAAAUCUGUGAUGUCAUAUUCACGUGGGUUUUGAACUGUUUUAAGCCUGGAGUUGAUCCUCCGCAUUUCAGUCUCUGAACAUAUUUGGACAACAAUGGUGGAACUAGAGAGUGAUCCAUGAAAAAUGUAAACAUCAGCCCACUGGACAGAUGGAGGCAACGUUGCUAUGGUAAUACUAGUGUGUUGGAGCAAAAAACGUGCUGGAGGUUUUGUCUAUGUUGCUGUUUUAUGUUGCUUUAGUAACUAAAACUAGAAAAAACUAGCUCCUCUGCAGUCCUGUAGCAGCUGCUGAUGUCAUUUGGAGCAAGGUGAGCGAGAAUUUCAUUGCAGUUUACAGCUUGUGCCACUAGUUGUCACUACAGCCUACACACUGAAGCCUUUAGGUAAAAAAGAAAAGACCAAUAGCAAAAGCAAAUAUUUACCAAUAAAAGAGCAAUUCAAGGUUGUAGAUUGCAAGUUUGUGGUAGUAGACCAGAAGUUUACAUAUUGAGCUCAAUUAAUGUUUUAGCAGAAAACAUGAAUGAAUGAACUAGAAAACUUGGAUUGUAUAAGAAAGAUGAGUGAAACUACUUUUCUGCAACACUGACAAUCUGUGAAAUUAAAGAUGAGAUAUUUUUAUGAUAAGCAGAAAGGUUUGUUAGCAAGAAUGCUGCUUUCUGUUAGUCUGUUGUACCAUGUGUCUGCCGUGCAUGUCUGCACAGCUUUUUUUUUUUUCUCAAAAACUAGCAUUUAAAUGUGUUUCUUGCCUUUAUAUACUUUAAUUGCAUACAUUAAACGUGAUCACAGAUUG